AUGGCACCACCGCCGACUUCACCGACUCCCCGGCGUCGGAAACGGCCGCGCCCUCUCCCGCACGUCAUGGCCCGCAACCUCGCCAUCGAAAAGCGUCGUCGCGAGGAGAUGAACGGGAACUUUCUGGACCUGGCCCAUCUCGUGCCCUCGCUGGCCCACGCCCAGCGCCUCACCAAGGUGCGCAUCGUCGGCGAGACCAUUGCGCACCUGCGCGAGCAGCGGGCUCUGUGCGCCGCCGCGGCGCGAGACAUGCUGGCGCUGCUCGCGGACAACCGCCGCGGAGACGGUAGCGGCGGGACGGCGACGCUUCGAGACGCGCACGAGGGGCCGGAGCCGAGGAAAAAGACGGCGCUGGCCGCGGUGGGAGAUGGCGGGAGUCAGCAGGACGCAACGCUCUCAUCUACGGGGACGGGGCAGGGUUCCGGCACCGGCACAUGGCAGUACGAUCUGGGCUUGUGGGAAACAGAAUUCGAAUUCACGGCCAUUCCGGCAUCGCAGGAGGAACGACUUCCAUGGUCUUGCUCUACUCUACCCUUGCCACCGGAGAGUUCGUCCCUGCCAGCUCCUACGGGCGUGCCCACGCCGCCUCGCGAGGGCUUCGACGCAAUCGCCCAUCUCACGUUUCCCGCCAGUCUCCUCCCGGACGACACUUUAUUCAACACGACACUCGACGAUUCUGCAGCGACAGACGACAUCUGGUCCGGGCUUGGCCUAUGA
This is a messenger RNA of Cordyceps fumosorosea ARSEF 2679, 717 nucleotides long. RefSeq names its product Basic helix-loop-helix dimerization region bHLH. The record is from RefSeq and is a predicted model, not a curated record. The transcript is spliced from 2 exons. Gene Ontology annotation, molecular function: protein dimerization activity. Bases 1 to 717 code for a protein of 238 amino acids. Lineage: Eukaryota; Fungi; Ascomycota; Sordariomycetes; Hypocreales; Cordycipitaceae.